AUGGUCGGGGGAGGCGGAAGCAGGGGAGGUGGAAUCGGGGGAAGCGCGAUUGAGCGCGGAAGCAGCAAGCAUGCAGGGUCCGGCGUCGGCGUAGGGUUACCCGUUCGCAGCGCUUCGCCGCACAGUGUCGCCAACCACGCAGAGUCGCCCGGGCACAUGUCGGACGGGCGCGGCUCCGGCAGUCACUCGAGCCACGAGGGGCGCCGCAGGCGAAAAUCCUCCGAUAACGUCGCCGUCGAGGCGCGGGCCUCGUUGGCCGGUCUUAGUCUUUCCGGUUUAAGCGGCGGGUACGGGGCGGUCCCUACGGCCACGGGGAACAGCACGAACGGCGGCGGGGGGCGAAGCAGAAGCGGCGCAAUGGGCGGCGCGGCGAGACAGCCGACGCUGGAGUCGAUGCGAAACGGGGUUAACAACAGCAGCAACAGCAGCAGUAUCAAUAGCGUCGUCGAUCCGCGAUUACCGCUCGUCAACACCCCUGACUCCAUACCGUCAGAUGCGGACAAGCCGCGGUUUCCGUUAAAGCCAUCUGUGAACGCGGCGCAAUUUCCGCCGGGGAGCGCGGAGUUGGCGGCGGCGGCGGCGGCUUUGGCGGCCGCUGCCGGCGGAGUCGCGUAUUGCAAGCCGCGGUACCAGUUCUGCCCGAAUUGCGGGUUUCAGUUAGUAGAAAACCCGAUAAUAGAACCCAUCUUAAAGCCCGUUGUUCCCGCUGUGGCGGAGGAGGAGACGGAUUCGGAACAAGACUGCGACGACGACGCGAGCGAGGUAUCUGUACCACGUGUCAAAGCGCCAUUGGCGAACGCCAAGGCGAAAACCAAGAAGGGGAAGAGCCACGCGGAAAAAGAAAGGCCGCGCAGCAGGCGUUCUUCCGCGGAGCACAGUAGCAGUGGCGGGGGUGAUUCCGACGCCGGCGGAGGGGGCGGAGCUUCCGCCGCGGGGAGAGCGGGAAGCGACGCGGAAGAGCCUGGCGCGCGGAAGCCCACCCCCGCGUUUCCCCCGUCCGCGUCUUCCGCAGGGAAAGAGAUUGAGGGGAGCCGCAUGGACCGGCUGAGAGCGCCGGAGGUGGGACAGCGCCAGGUGCUCCGCCACAUGGAGAAGGGCGGCGGAGCGGGCGCGGGCGGCGGAAAGGGGCGCCAUCGGCGCAUCGGGAGCGUGGAUCAUAAUAUUUAUUCCGCUGCUAUGCCGCUCACGAAGGGGCGGCUGGCGGGCGGCGCGGGGGCAGCGGCGGGGAGGGAUCAGGGUUACGCGGAUGCGGAGGGGGGAGGGAUGGGCGUGGGACGCGCGGGGAUGAGGGGGAUCGCGUCUCCCGUUCAGGAGGAUGACGGGGAGGGGACGGAGCGUAGCUCGCCGACGGAAUCCGUCGCGUUGUCUGACGUGUCCGUGGCUACGGGGCGCGACGCGCCGGGUGGCGGCGCGAGCGCUGUCAGCGCCGCGAUUUCCGCCCACAGAAAGCGGUUGGGGAUCGGGGGCGAUGGGGGGAGCGAGAGGGGGAGCGAGCGGGGGAGCGAGAGGGGGAGCGCGGCGGGUUCGCCCAGGGGGGAACCUGGAGGCGCAGGGUCUCCGCGGAAAUCCGCUAUAGGGCUGAAAAAGCUACAGCUAAGAGUGGAAAUCGGGGCAGAUGAUAGCGGGGAUGAGGGCAGAGAGGUUAAACUGGUGGCGGUAGGCCCCCCCGCGGGGAAGGCGGGGGGAGGGGGGAUGGGGGGAGAGGGGGCAGGGGGAAGCGGAGCAGGAGGAAUGGGGAGAGGAGUGCGGGAGGUGGCGGGGAUAGGGUCUGUGAAAGAAAGGUCUGGGCUGAGGAGGGAGGGUAGUGGGGUGAGAGGGAGUGUCGGGGUUGGGGCGGGCGGGGGAGCAUUGGGAGCAGCAGCAGCAGCAGCAGGGGGGGGCAUACCAGCGGCAGCUGUAGCACCAGUGACCGUAGCGCCGGUGGCUGUAGCGGGGCCGGUGGCGGCGCUACAGAAGGGCGCGCACCGGCGCAUAUCAUCAUGGGUGGACGGGGGCAGCCUGCGGCACACGGACUUCAUCCUGCGCAAGCCGUACCGCGAGGUCACCGAGGUGUUUGACGUGCAGGAGGAGGAGCUGGGCGUGGGGCAGUUCGGCGUUAUUCGAUCGUGCGUCAAUAGAAUGACUGGCGCGCUGCUGGCUUGCAAAACGAUCAGCAAGGAACGGAUUGUGUGUGGGUGGGAGUAUAAAUUCGCACCGCAUGCCAUCACCGCAUGCCAUCACCGCAUGCCAUCACCGCAUGCCAUCACCGCAUGCCAUCACCGCAUGCCAUCACCGCAUGCCAUCACCGCAUGCCAUCACCGCAUGCCAUCACCGCAUGCCAUCACCGCAUGCCAUCACCGCAUGCCAUCACCGCAUGCCAUCACCGCAUGCCAUCACCGCAUGCCAUCACCGCAUGCCAUCACCGCAUGCCAUCACCGCAUGCCAUCACCGCAUGCCAUCACCGCAUGCCAUCACCGCAUGCCAUCACCGCAUGCCAUCACCGCAUGCCAUCACCGCAUGCCAUCACCGCAUGCCAUCACCGCAUGCCAUCACCGCAUGCCAUCACCGCAUCACCAUGCAUCACGCAGCCAGCAACCACUGCAGUGUCCGGGGGACGCAGCACAAGGAGGUGCGGUGGGGUGGGUAGGGGUCGGACCUCCUUGCGCAGAGUGCCCGGAGGAUGCAGAGGACGUGCGCAAGGAGGUGCAGCUGAUGCAGCAGCUGCGGGGCCACCCCAACAUCAUCGACCUCUAUGAGACUUUUGAGGACAGCAAGUUUGAGGAGAGCAAGCAAGAUCUGCAAGGGCGGGGUGCUUUAUUGUCACUUCGAUACCCUCUUCACCUUUCUCCACCUCUCUUCACCUUCCCUUGUCAACCCCUCCUCUUGCCCCCAUCGUCCCUGCUUGUGGGGCAGCAUGUGCACCUGGUGAUGGAGAUCUGCAAGGGAGGGGAGCUGUUCGACCGCAUCAAGCUGAGGGGGCAGUACAGCGAGCGCAGCGCGGCGCUCGUGUGCCAGACGCUCGUGGAGGCGCUGCUCUACUGCCACUCCAAUGGCAUUGCUCACCGCGACGUGAAGCCGGAGAACAUUCUCCUCAUGCACAAGGAUGACGACACCAAUAUCAAAGUUAUCGACUUUGGCGUCGCCACGCGAUUCAGACACGGCGAGCCUCUCACUGAGUUCGUAGGCACGCCGUACUACAUGGCCCCAGAGGUCCUCACCGGCUCGUACGGCCCCGAAUCAGAUAUCUGGUCGGCGGGUAUCGUCCUAUACAUCAUGCUGUGCGGCUUCCCGCCGUUCUGGGCGGCGAGCAACGAGGGCAUAUUCGAUGCGAUCCGGCGCAAGGAGGUGCAGUUCAGGUCCGCCAAGUGGCGCACUUCCGCCAGCAGUCAGGAUGAACUCUCUGUCGCCGUUACAUCAGUAGUCGCCGUCACCUCCCCUGAGUGCUUCAGUCUUUCGUUCCUACGCGCUGCCUCACCACUCCUCAGUUCCUCCCCUCGCUCCUUACCUCCACCCUUCUCUCCGCUCCUUACCUCCACCCUUCUCUCUGCUCCUUACCUCCACCCUUCUCUCUGCUCCUUACCUCCACCCUUCUCUCUGCUCCUUACCUCCACCCUUCUCUCUGCUCCUUACCUCCACCCUUCUCUCUGCUCCUUACCUCCACCCUUCUCUCUGCUCCUUACCUCCACCCUUCUCUCUGCUCCUUACCUCCACCCUUCUCUCUGCUCCUUACCUCCACCCUUCUCUCCGCUCCUUACCUCCACCCUUCUGUCCGCUCCUUACCUCCACCCUUCUCUCCGCUCCUUACCUCCACCCUUCUGUCCGCUCCUUACCUCCACCCUUCUCUCCGCUCCUUACCUCCACCCUUCUCUCUGCUCCUUACCUCCACCCUUCUCUCUGCUCCUUACCUCCACCCUUCUCUCUGCUCCUUACCUCCACCCUUCUCUCUGCUCCUUACCUCCACCCUUCUCUCUGCUCCUUACCUCCACCCUUUUCUCUCCACCCUUCUCUCUGCUCCUUACCUCCACCCUUCUCUCCGCUCCUUACCUCCACCCUUCUCUCUGCUCCUUACCUCCACCCUUCUCUCUGCUCCUUACCUCCACCCUUCUCUCUGCUCCUUACCUCCACCCUUCUCUCUGCUCCUUACCUCCACCCUUCUCUCUGCUCCUUACCUCCACCCUUCUCUCCUCUCCUUACCUCCACCCUUCUCUCCGCUCCUUACCUCCACUCCACCCUUCUCUCCGCUCCUUACCUCCACCCUUCUCUCCGCUCCUUACCUCCACCCUUCUCUCCGCUCCUUACCUCCACCCUUCUCUCCGCUCCUUACCACCACCCUUCUCUCCGCUCCUUACCUUCCACCCUUCUCUCCUCUCCUUACCUCCACCCUUCUCUCUGCUCCUGACCUUCCACCCUUCUCUCUGCUCCUUACCUCCACCCUUCUCUCUGCUCCUUACCUCCACCCUUCUCUCUGCUGCUUACUCCCCCUUUGCUCCUUACCUCCACCCUUCUCUCUGCUCCUUACCUCCACCCUUCUCUCUGCUCCUUACCUCCACCCUUCUCUCUGCUCCUUACCUCCACCCUUCUCUCUGCUCCUUACCUCCACCCUUCUCUCUGCUCCUUACCUCCACCCUUCUCUCCGCUCCUUACCUCCACCCUUCUCUCUGCUCCUUACCUCCACCCUUCUCUCUGCUCCUUACCUCCACCCUUCUCUCUGCUCCUUACCUCCACCCUUCUCUCUGCUCCUUACCUCCACCCUUCUCUCUGCUCCUUACCUCCACCCUUCUCUCCUCUCCUUACCUCCACCCUUCUCUCCGCUCCUUACCUCCACCCUUCUCUCCGCUCCUUACUCCACCCUUCUCUCCGCUCCUUACCUCCACCCUUCUCUCCGCUCCUUACCUCCACCUUCUCUCCGCUCCUUACCACCACCUUCUCUCCGCUCCUUACCUCCACCCUUCUCUCCGCUCCUUACCUCCACCCUUCUCUCCGCUCCUUACCACCACCCUUCUCUCCGCUCCUUACCUCCACCCUUCUCUCCUCUCCUUACCUCCACCCUUCUCUCUGCUCCUUACCUCCACCCUUCUCUCUGCUCCUUACCUCCACCCUUCUCUCUGCUCCUUACCUCCACCCUUCUCUCUGCUCCUUACCUCCACCCUUCUCUCUGCUCCUUACCUCCACCCUUCUCUCUGCUCCUUACCUCCAUCCUUCUCUCUGCUCCUUACCUCCUCCCUUCUCUCUGCUCCUUACCUCCACCCUUCUCUCUGCUCCUUAUCUCCACCCUUCUCUCCCGCUCCUUACCUCCACCCUCCUCCCCCUACGCCUCACCUCCUUCGUAUCCUCUCUCGCCUCUCCCAGUCGACCAUAUGCAGACGACAAGGAUCGAGGACCACGCGGGCCAAGCCACGGGACCACCACCACGCGCCUGCCACGUCAGCCGCGGGUUCUGCUGCCACGUCAUUGGGAGGAACUGGAGGCGGGCUAUCAGCGGCUUCUGCUGUGGGUCCACCUGGGUUCUUGUUCCCUGCCACCGCUGCCACGUCAUCUGCAUGUGAGACUAACCCGUCAUUGGUUGGAAUUGAUUUUGCAAUGGCAGGUUCUUUCCCGGUAAAGACCUAG
This is a messenger RNA of Closterium sp. NIES-65, 5589 nucleotides long. The record is from the annotation of a GenBank genome assembly. Lineage: Eukaryota; Viridiplantae; Streptophyta; Zygnematophyceae; Desmidiales; Closteriaceae.